AUGGAACACCAAAGAAGAUUGAACCCUAUAAUGAAAGAAGUGGUGAGAAAGGAAGUCAUCAAAUGGCUGGAUGCAGGGAUCAUAUACCCAAUAUCUGACAGCAGUUGGGUAAGUCUUGUCCAAUGCGUCCCCAAAAAGGGAGGCAUCACAGUGGAAAAGAAUGAACUGAUACCUGUGAGAAAGGUUACAGGAUGGAGAAUCUGCCAAGAUUACAGGAAGCUCAACAAUGCCACUAGGAAGGACCAUUUCCCACUCCCUUUUACAGAUCAGAUGCUGGACCACCUAGCAGGUAAAGAAUACUUCUGCUUCCUUGAUGGAUAUUCGGGGUAUAAUCAAAUUGCUUUGGCACCAGAAGAUCAACAUAAAACCACCUUCACCUGCCCAUAUGGAACGUUCGCUUUCAGAAGGAUGCCCUUCGGGUUAUGUAAUGCACCAGCAACAUUCCAGAGGUGUAUGUUCUCAAUCUUUUCUGAUCUAAUAGGUGAAGGAGUAGAAGUCUUUAUGGAUGAUUUUUUAGUACUAGGGACGUCAUAUGAUCACUGCUUGGACAAUUUAGAAGAAGUUCUUCAAAGGUGUCUGUCCUCUAAUCUAGUACUUAAUUGGGAAAAAUGCCACUUCAUGGUGAAAGAAGGAAUAGUCCUGGGACACAAAAUUUUCAGAGAAGGACUGGAAGUGGAUCAAGCCAAAGUAGAAGCUAUAGCAAAAAUGCCACCACCAGUAAGUGUAAAAACCUUGAGAUCUUUUUUAGGGCAUGCAGGCUUUUACAGAAGGUUUGUUAAAGAUUUUUCCAAAAUAGCUAGACCUUUAUGCCACUUAUUAGAAAAAGAUAUAAAAUUUGAGUUUAACUCUGACUGUGUGAAAGCUUUUGAAUCUUUGAAAAAUAAGCUCAUUACCACACCUGUCAUCCAACCUACAGAUUGGAACUUACCCUUUGAACUAAUGUGCGAUGCAAGUGAUCAUGCUAUUGGGGUAGUUCUGGGCCAGAGGAAGGACAAACUUUUUCGUAGCAUAUAUUAUGCCAGUAAAACUCUAAAUGAAGCUCAGGUGAACUAUUCAGUCACUGAAAAAGAGCUAUUGGCUGUAGUAUAUGCUUGUGAAAAAUUCAGGCCUUACAUUUUAGGAUCAAAAGUUAUUAUCCAUACUGACCAUGCAGCUCUCAAGUACCUCUUCUCAAAAAAGGAAGCGAAACCAAGAUUGAUAAGAUGGGCCCUACUACUACAAGAGUUCAAUCUAGAGAUCAAAGAAAGAAAAGGAUGCGAAAAUCAAAUUGUAGAUCAUCUGUCCAGAUUGGAACACAUUGAAGUGGGGCUACCAAUCAAGGAAACGUUCUCUGACGAACAAUUGUUUGUCAUUAAUCACAUAGAGACAAAUGCUCCUUGGUUUGCUGAUAUAGCCAACUUCCUUGCAGCAGGGCUGGAACCUUAUGAGGAGAAUAAAAUGCAGAAGAAUAAAUUUUUUCACGAUUGCAGGAACUACCUCUGGGACGAACCACUACUGUUCAAAAGAUGCGUAGACCAAAUGAUAAGAAGUGGUCUCAUUGAAGUCUCUAACCGAGAGGUUAAGAGAAUCUUAGAGAAGGUAGUUAAUCCUUCUCAAAAAGACUGGUCUCUCAAGUUAGACGAGGCAUUAUGGGCUUACAGAACAGCAUAUAGAACACCUUUAAGGUGUUCCCCGUACAGAUUGAUAUUUGGCAAAGCUUGCCACCUCCCCCUCGAACUGGAAUACAAGGCUUACUGGGCAAUCCAAACCCUCAACAUGGAUGAAAAAACAGCUGGAGAGAAGAGAUUGCUGCAACUCGAAGAGUUAGAGGAGUUCAGAGGGAACACAUACGAAAAUCAUAGAUUGUACAAGGAGAAGAUGAAGAAGUGGCACGAUAAAAGGAUUAGGAACAGAGAUCUAAAAAUCGGUCAGAAUGUGCUACUCUUCAACUCCAGACUCAGACUGUUCCCAGAACUUCAGAGCUCUGCUGCUCCUUCAAGGAACAAACCAGAAAGAGGAGUAAUCCUCCCCUCUAUAGCUCCCAACUUUGAGCUAAAACCCAUCAUGUUUAAUAUGAUCAGGGAGGCUAGAGUCUUCAAUGGACUCCCUGCAGAAGAAUCGUACACAUACCUCACCAACUUUCAAGAUAUUUGUGAUAAUUUCAGAACUGGGGGUGUGACAGAAGAGAGAGGAUACUUUUUCACAGGUUCUCUUGAAUCCAGAUACGAAAUAAUAGAAAGCAGUGUAGAAAGAUGUCUCCACUUGCCACUAGAAAGAACGAACCCAGUGAGGAAGCCAGGCAUGCUAGAAUUAGACAAGCAAACUGCAAUGGAAGCCCAACUGGCUGCACUAAUGAAUGAGGUGAAGAAUCUGAAAGCUGACCAAGAACAACCAAGAAUGGAAGUCUUACAACUUACAGCCACUGAGAGUGAACCAUGCUCAGCAUGUGGUGAUCAUCAUGAUUCAACAGACUGCCCAUCCAUAACCUUGGUAUGUUAUGCUGAAAAUUUUGGGAACAAAAACUUCACCCAGGCCAGAGACAAUCAACAUGCAGGAUGCAACAACAAUCAGAAUUCUGGAGGCACCAUAGUGAAAGAUUAG
Molecule: messenger RNA, 2580 nt
Organism: Gastrolobium bilobum
Lineage: Eukaryota; Viridiplantae; Streptophyta; Magnoliopsida; Fabales; Fabaceae
Exons: 4
Coding region: 1-2580 (859 amino acids)
Molecular function (GO): nucleic acid binding
Source: RefSeq, a predicted model, not a curated record